CCCCUCCGCAGCGCGGGACCGAGCCCGCCACGCAGGCGCCGCGCCCGCCGCCAUUGUUGCCCGGGGCUUCUCGGGCCGCUCGGCUGCGCGUCCGCCGGUCCGGCCACAGGGUCUCUUAGCCAUCCCUACAAGUUACUGGGCUCAGAGUUUGUAAGGAAGACUGCUAACUCUACCUUGCCUCUGUCCUGCCCCUGGCUGCAGCAGCCCUUGGUAAAUAUGCCUUUGUGGUUCUAGCAUGUGACUUCAAGCAUUCGGCUCACUCCUGGAGAAAUAAAGGCUAUUGCCAGGUUGACUCUCCUGUGUGUAGCCAUGUUCUCCCCGAGCAAGAGAACGACCAGUUCAUCACGUGCCCAAGUCCUUCUAAUGUGGAAGUUGGACAAGGCUCAGAGUGGACCCCGCAAUGCUGAGAAGGAAACCCUCGCCUCAAGACUCCUGCGUGACACUGAGACCUGUCGGCAGAAUUUUAGGAAUUUUCCAUACCCAGACCUGGCUGGUCCUCGAAAGGCAUUGAAUCAGCUCCGAGAGCUCUGCCUUAAGUGGCUGAGACCCGAGAUUCACUCAAAGGAACAAAUCCUGGAGCUGCUGGUCCUGGAGCAAUUCCUGAGCAUCCUGCCUGGGGAGGUUAGGACUUGGGUGAAGUCCCAGUACCCAAAGAGCAGCGAGGAAGUGGUGACUCUGGUGGAGGAUUUGACUCAGAUUCUAGAGGAAGAAGCUGCUCCUCAGAGCUCCACCCUUUCCCAAGAGACCCCAGAGGAAGACCCCAAAGGAAGACAAGCUUUCCAGGCAGGGUGGCUCAAUGACUUCGUGACCAAAGAAUCCGUGACAUUCACAGAUGUGGCCGUGGACAUCACCCGGGAGGACUGGGAGCUCAUGCGUCCUGUGCAGAAGGAAUUGUACAAGACGGUGACGCUGCAGAACUACUGGAACAUGGUUUCUCUGGGACUUACAGUGUACAGACCAACCGUGAUUCCCAUAUUGGAAGAACCAUGGAUGGUGAUAAAAGAAAUUUUAGAAGGCCCUAGUCCAGAAUGGGAAACAGAAGCCCAGGAGUGUACUCCGGUGGAAAAUGUUUCUAAACUCACAAAGGAUGGAACCAAGACCAUCAAGCUGGAAGAACCCUAUGACUAUGAUGAAAGAUUGGAGGGGCAAGCAACAGAGACCUUCAGGAGAAUUCCCACCAACGAGAGAGAUUUCGGUUUGAAGUCAGUCCUUUCAGAAGAAGAUGAUCGUGCAGAAGACUAUAAAUAUGAUAUAUAUAGAAGUAAUUUUGAAAAGCAUUCAAACCUAAUGAUACAGUUUGAUACCCAAUCAGAUGAUAAAACUUCUGUGUACGACGAAGGCAAGGCCACCUUCAGUCACGUCUCUUAUGGUAUCGUACACAGGAAAAUAUAUCCCGGAGAGAAGCCUUAUAAGUGUAAUGUGUGUGGGAAGAAGUUCAGAAAGUACCCAUCCCUCAUCAAACACCAAAGUAGCCAUGCCAAAGAGAAGUCUUAUGAAUGUGAAGAAUGUGGGAAAGAGUUUAGACACGUCUCAUCCCUCAUUGCACAUCAGAGGAUGCACACUGGAGAGAAGCCCUAUGAAUGCCACCAGUGCGGGAAAGCCUUCAGCCAACGCGCACACCUCACCAUCCACCAGCGGAUCCACACGGGAGAGAAACCCUACAAGUGCGACGACUGCGGGAAAGACUUCAGCCAGCGCGCACACCUCACCAUCCACCAGAGGACACACACGGGAGAGAAACCCUACAAGUGCUUGGAGUGUGGCAAAACCUUCAGCCACAGUUCAUCGCUGAUUAAUCACCAGAGAGUUCAUACCGGAGAAAAACCUUACAUAUGCAACGAGUGUGGGAAAACGUUCAGCCAGAGCACACACCUCCUUCAGCAUCAAAAGAUACACACAGGAAAGAAACCAUAUAAAUGCAAUGAGUGUUGGAAAGUGUUCAGUCAGAGCACUUACCUUAUCCGGCAUCAGAGGAUUCAUUCUGGAGAGAAGUGUUAUAAAUGCAACGAAUGUGGAAAAGCCUUCGCUCACUCCUCCACUCUUAUUCAGCAUCAGACCACUCACACUGGAGAGAAAUCCUAUAUAUGCAAUAUAUGUGGGAAAGCCUUCAGCCAGAGUGCAAACCUUACCCAACAUCACAGAACACAUACCGGAGAGAAACCCUAUAAGUGCAGUGUGUGUGGGAAAGCCUUCAGCCAGAGUGUACACCUUACUCAGCACCAGAGGAUUCACAAUGGAGAAAAACCCUUUAAAUGCAAUAUAUGUGGGAAAGCAUAUAGACAGGGUGCAAAUCUUACUCAGCAUCAAAGGAUCCAUACCGGCGAGAAACCCUAUAAAUGCAAUGAAUGUGGGAAAGCGUUUAUUUAUUCGUCAUCACUUAAUCAGCAUCAGAGAACUCAUACUGGAGAAAGACCCUAUAAGUGUAACGAAUGUGACAAAGAUUUUAGCCAGAGAACAUGCCUUAUUCAGCACCAGAGAAUUCACACAGGAGAGAAGCCCUAUGCAUGCCGUAUAUGUGGUAAAACCUUCACCCAGAGUACAAACCUCAUUCAGCAUCAGCGUGUUCAUACAGGUGCCAAGCAUCGUAAUUAAUGCAUAUGCGAGACUUCAUUUAGGUUUUAAAACUUAACCAUUUAAAAUUCUAUUUUGUAUUCUGUGUUAGAAACAUUAUUCAAGAGAAGUGCAAUAUGGGUUAGAUUAUCACUCAGCAGAAGUGUCAGAAUUAGUGACGUGGAUAUAACCUAUUUAAAUGUACUGUGAAAUUUAAGAAGAAAACAUUCUCUUCUUAACCUUUAUUUGAUACCAGUUUAAUUCAUUCCAGAAAGAAACCCUAGGAAAGUAAGAGUACUCAAAAACCUGUAACUCAUCAACUCUUACCAUGUUUCAAGUACUUCUUAAGGAGGCCUUACGAAUGUAACUUGGGAAAGCGUCCAUCCAGUAGAGCUUUCACACCAGAGAGUAAUCCUGGGGUAACAGAAAAAAAGCUGCUUUCAGGCCUUUAGUUCUUCUCAGCUUUGAAGCCUUAAAUAUGUAAAGGUUCCUUCCCCCUUUUUACUUCCCUUUUCCUAUUAUGCCAUAACUGCCAUGUGGAGCCAGUAGGUUUGCAAAAAAAAGAAAAAGUUGAAAGUAUCUUAACGAUUUCUGCGUGACCACAGUUUAAUUACGCUUUCCUUUAAAUACUGAAACAUUAAAGAAAGAGAAGCUUAAUGAAAGAUGAUCUGUUAGGAGAAACUAAUGUGUCUAUAAUCCUUAGACAUGUGUACAAAUUUACAGGCAAAGACUAAACCCCCAAGCUUAAUAUUUAAAAUGUAUUAGCCUUAGUUUCACUAGCUUUUGACAACUGUCAUCCAGAAGGAAAAAAAUAAGAAUACAAUUCUUUUUUUUUUUCUACCUGACUCCAAGAUUCCUACCUUAAAGUUCCCCUGUGACUUACUGUAGAAAGUCUGUUUCUUCCUUUGAAACACGUUUCUUGAGUGCCUGCUGUGCUGAGGGCCCAAACUUCCUAACUGGAUUCUUCCAGGGCUUAAAUGCAGAAAACCACAGCUGAUUUAAGCAAUAGAAAGCUUUCUAAAGUAAUGAAAGAUAAAGUCAAGGGCAUGAUGUUAACCAGUACAUCAUGGAAUGAACCUAAGAAACCUGCUAAAAUGGGUUGCCAGAUGCAGCCCCAUUAUCUUAAGGAAGUAAUGAAAGCAGCUAUUUAAAUCGUAUGAGGAAAAAAUAAGUAGUGGAAAAUAGGUUUGAGUUCAGUGCAGAAAGUGGGUUGGGGGAAAAAAUUGACGUAAGGGUGAGGAAAGAGAACACAGAGGCAACUGUUAUAACUGAAGUGUUGCUGGACUUGGUUUACCUAAGAAAAUGAGUGACUACUUGAAUAAAGCAAAAUUCAGCCUGUUUAUAAGAAGAAACUGAAACUGAAAUGACUGAUUUCAAAAGGAUAAUUGAAAUUGGUACUCCUUGUAUGUGUAAGUAAAAUAGGGAUUACUCUUAAAAUAACAGGGAAAAGAAGUUUCAUUGGAAAAAGCAUUGAUGCAGAAACUAUCAUUGAUACCGUAAUCAUUCAACGGUAAUAACUGAGUUGGUGGGGUCCCAAACAGCAUAAAAGGAAAACUGGUAGAAACGCAAAUAGAAACGGGUGAAAAUACUAUUGUAUUUACUAUCCACAGCAUUGCACUCAGAAUUUAAGACCAUGUCCUGAGAGCUGACCUUUCCUCUUGCUCUUGUUUCUUUCUUCAGUGCCUUGCAUAUGGUAGGUGCUCAAGUUAUGUUGGUUGAAUUAAUGAAUAAAUAAGUAGUCAAGUUAGACUUGAGUAAUAAGGUAGAAGUAACUGAUACGGAGUGAAAUUGGCAAAAUUUUAAAUACUUUUUUGUGCAUUCAUGCAAAGAAAUAUUUAACAAAUAUUGGUCAUUUGUUUGUGACAGGAACUACUUAAAAAUGAAGACUGAGACUCCCCAAAUCUUAACAAUGGGGAUAUUCCUGAAAAAUCAUGGGACGUCUUUGCACAGGAAGUUUUCCUGAGCUAGGUGAGGAAAACCUGAUAUAAAUUCUGGUGUCAUAAAUACCAAUUUAAGCAUGAGUUGACCAUGCAGCUUCAUUUGGACGUUGGAAAAACCUGGUUGGCCGGAGGCG
This is a messenger RNA of Physeter macrocephalus (sperm whale), 4624 nucleotides long. RefSeq names its product zinc finger protein 287 (gene ZNF287). The record is from RefSeq and is a predicted model, not a curated record. Bases 310 to 2592 code for a protein of 760 amino acids. The transcript is spliced from 6 exons. Gene Ontology annotation, biological process: regulation of DNA-templated transcription. Lineage: Eukaryota; Metazoa; Chordata; Mammalia; Artiodactyla; Physeteridae.